Parasteatoda tepidariorum (common house spider) is the source of this 1579-nucleotide messenger RNA. RefSeq lists its product as uncharacterized. The record is from RefSeq and is a predicted model, not a curated record. Lineage: Eukaryota; Metazoa; Arthropoda; Arachnida; Araneae; Theridiidae.
UCGCCAAUAGCCCAUCGUGCAGUAAUGAAGUGCGAUGUAAAUGAACAACAACAACAACAACCUUAAUGUUUCAUUGAACAUUAAAUCCUGAAAUUUAUCUCUGUGAAUGAUCCCUUUACUUAAAGUUAAUACCGAAUUAAUUCUUUUUUCACACCUCCAGGCGUAUAGUUGAAUCUUUAAACCAAUAACUGAUAAAGCUUACACAAAUUAGCAGCUCGUUGGAGAAGAAGUUCGUAUUUUUCGGAGCUCCCAUUGCUUCCCUCCGAUUUUACGAAUAAUUUUUGUAUAUUUAAACUAUUUAACUAAUUUCUUGUGUAAAUGAUGAUAUGGUAUAUUUUAAACGUAUAACAAAUGCUUUUGGACUGUUAUUAGAGAUUUAAAGGCAAUUAAUUGUGCUACUUCAUAGAAUAGACAAUGUGGUGGACGAAAUGGUGGUUUGUUUACAUGAAGUGUACUGAUGAAAUGUGUGACCAAGUCUUAUAAGAUUGAAUUGAGAAACUCGUAGUAGUCUCUUUAAUUCCAACCAAAAAGAGAAGUAAAGGGGCGAAUAUUGACAUCGCCGACCAACUGUAUUAUGACGAAUGGAGGGCCAGACUUCGUAGUCAGGCUCGAAAGUAUUUUGUUGAGGAAGGCUGUCGUGCUGAUGAAGGCUUCAAAUUGGAGGUUCAACUUGGUCAUGAGUGGAGGACUCGUGAAUUGAUACGAUUCCGCAGUCUUCCUAACAUGCACAUUGUGUUCGAAUCUUCAGAAAGCAAGUCAGAACCUGAACAAAUCCCAAAAAGGAUUCUGACUAGUGAAGCCUUCAUAUCGGAUGAGGAAUCAAAUUGUGGAUCUGGCAUUGAAUUGAAUGAUGAUGAUGAAGACGAGCUUUACAAAUUGACGAACACGGAUUUCAUUUUGCGGGAAUAUAAACGAAUCAAACGACUUUACCGUGGCUCGUCUUAUGAAUCAUUAGCGGAUGAAGAAUAUAUGGAUGGAUCCUUUAAUGGUGAUAAAAAUUAUGAAGAGUAUGAUUCCUGCUAUGGAUUAGAAAAUGUGGAAGCCCAUUGCUCUUCAAAAUCGAUAGAUAGCAUGGCUUGUAAUUCCAUUGAUAGUUCGGAGGCAGAAACGAGCGUGGUCCCUGAUAUAGUGGAAGAUAUUGGUGUUAAAUUGAAACAAGAUAAAAUCUUGAAAAAGAACACCAAGAAACUUCGUUUUCGAUGUUUUUUCAAGAACUUGUUCAAAAGGAUGAAAAAAACGAAGAAAAAGGACCACUAGUGUUUUUCUUAAAGGUGAUUUCCUGCAUGACGAUUUAGGACUCGGAUUAUGGAUUUUCCAAUCAGAUUAUGGAUCAUAUUUGUAUUAUUUGCUAGGAACAUCGUUACAUAUAACAGUAACGAAUUAGGCCAAUCUCCGCAGCUAAUUAUAUCCUGUUUGGAGAGUCAGGCAUUUUGUUCGAAACAUUGUUAAGUAGGAAUUAGUAACAACUGUAAUUCCUCUUGUCUUAAGAACUAUGUUGAGUAUUGCUAACAAACAUCUUAUUUUUAAAAAAAUCUGCAUAAUUGUUUUGAAAUUUUUAGUCAAAUAAACAUGUUUCGAA